GACUCAUGCUGCCAAGAAAGCAAUCUGCAUGAUCGGCUACUCAACAGACAUUGCGCCGCUGUCGGUGGUCAAACUAAGGCAUGCCUACGAAAAUCGGCGGUGAAGAUGGACGACAGGGCAAGAGUGGGAGGCCCAUCGUGCCAGAAUGUAUUAAAGCAUAAGAUGCUCGACAAGAGGUCAGCACUACUGAAAUUGGGUCGCAACACUGCUUUCACGAUCUGCAGAGAGCUCUCCGUGCUUUACAACGUUUUCUUCUCAUUACUGAAACUUUUGAAAAUUGGGGUUGUCAGCCAUCAUGCGACUUUCAAACUUAACAGCUACAGCUCUAGUAGCUGCUGUGAGUGCGGCACCAACCACGCCUCUACCCUAUAUCCGUCGAGCGACUACAGCGAGUGAACGACUUGGUCUGACAUGGCUAGGGGGCAACAGUAGCCUUCCAAAGAUCCUCAUCCUCUACACCGGUGGCACUAUUGCAUCAGGAUCAAUUUAUGGAGCACUGGAUGACACUCAGUAUGGACAGCUACAGAUUAAUGGAGAGCAAAUCAUCGCUCGCAAUCCUUACCUACUCAACAAUACGCAGCUCGCCGUUUCUAAUUGGACCACAGAGGAAGACGGCUCAACAGGCACCAACGACGCUUUAGUCAUGAACAUGACGCGCUUUGCUCAUGACGCCUUGUGUUCUGAAGACAGCGACAUCGUCGGAGCUGUAUAUACCCAUGGUACUAAUUCUCUUGAAGAGACGGCUUUCCUCAUGGACAGCCUUGUCAACUGCGGCAAGCCCAUCGUGGCUGCGGGUGCUAUGCGACCUUGGACGCACCUGUCUUUCGAUGGUGAUGCAAAUUUCUUCGACGCUGUCAUGUUGGCAGCAAGUCCAGAAGCACGCAAUAGAGGGCUCCUGGUUGCGUUCAACAGCCGAAUUAUUCCCGGAUACUGGGCGACAAAAUUGCACUCGACGAACCCUAAUGCCUUUGGUGCUACUGCGACUGGAGACUUGGGCCUUUUUCUGAAUAACCUCCCGAUAUUUUACAAUAGUGCAUCUCAACCGCUCUUCAAGCAUUACUUCGACAUCUCCAGCGUGUCGGCCUACCCUUCGUAUCCCGCUCUACCUAAAGUCGACAUCCUCUACGCGGCCCGUGAGUUCGAUGGCAAGCUCGUGCUCGACGCUCAAGCCAACGGUGCAAAAGGUGUGGUCAUCGCAGGUACAGGAAAUGGUGGCGUACCUACUGGUCAAGAAGAGAUCGCCGAAGCGCUUCAGAGUGGUCUUCAGGUUGUAGUUGGUACUCGCAGUCCAUUUGGACCGAGUAGUCCAAACAAGACCCCCACAUAUGCUAAGUCGGGCUUUGUACAUGUGAUACAGGCAAGAAUAAUGCUGCAGCUAGCCAUCGCGAGUGGCAUGAACAUGAAUCAGACAAUCGAUUUGUUCGAGGGUGGCCUGAGGAAGGCGAUGGGGCAGCCGUGGAGUCCAGGACUUUGAUACACAGUGAAUAGAUAGAUCAAUGAUAUUGACGAAUAGUUGUUCUGCAC
Messenger RNA from Cucurbitaria berberidis CBS 394.84, 1524 nucleotides. RefSeq names its product Asparaginase/glutaminase. NCBI's taxonomy places the organism in Eukaryota, Fungi, Ascomycota, Dothideomycetes, Pleosporales, Cucurbitariaceae. Gene Ontology annotation, molecular function: asparaginase activity. The record is from RefSeq and is a predicted model, not a curated record. The transcript is spliced from 2 exons. Bases 296 to 1474 code for a protein of 392 amino acids.